Rangifer tarandus platyrhynchus (Svalbard reindeer) is the source of this 275-nucleotide messenger RNA. NCBI's taxonomy places the organism in Eukaryota, Metazoa, Chordata, Mammalia, Artiodactyla, Cervidae. The record is from the annotation of a GenBank genome assembly.
AUGAAUGUAAUAUUCAGAGUCACCGAGCGCCUCACUUCCUCCUCCGGUCUCAGCUCCCUCCGCUCCCCGCACUCCCCACAGCUGGCGCCGGGAACCGCCGGGGGCUGGGAGGGAACGCGGGCGGGGGCGGCCACCCUCCGCCGCAGCCGCGGGGCCGGAGCCGCGAGGCGCGUGGCGACGAGCGGAGACCAGAGGAACUCGGUGGCGAGCACAGCUCUGCUCCCGGACCUGUCAAGUCAGAUUCGUGUAGAUCCAGAGGAUCAAACCCAGGCUCC